This is a messenger RNA of Melopsittacus undulatus (budgerigar), 1517 nucleotides long. RefSeq names its product membrane associated ring-CH-type finger 3 (gene MARCHF3). The record is from RefSeq and is a predicted model, not a curated record. Gene Ontology annotation, molecular function: zinc ion binding; ubiquitin-protein transferase activity. Lineage: Eukaryota; Metazoa; Chordata; Aves; Psittaciformes; Psittaculidae. The coding region runs from base 391 to 1308 and encodes 305 amino acids. The transcript is spliced from 5 exons. Gene Ontology annotation, biological process: protein ubiquitination.
CCGCGUGGGUCAAUGAGUUGCGAGAGGCGGCGGCAGAGCCGCCGCUGCGACCCCGCGUUUCUGCCGCGUCUCCCGCAGGCCCCGCGCACGGCGCUGGUGUCCAGCUCGGCAGCGACCCUGAAGUUGAGGAGCUCCCGUCCCAGUGCUCAUCCCCGCCGCCGCCUCACGGUCCGUCUGUGGAGGCACACAGAGACCGCGCCGGAGGAAGCAGCAUCUGGAGGAGGAGGAGAAGGAGGAGGAGAGGACGCGUCCCGUGUCCGCGAGAAGGAGGAGGAGGACGAGGAAAACGAAGAGGAGAAGGCGGCCUGUGCGUGAGCCUGGGCUGAUGGCCGCAAAGUGCUGUGGAGCCAGGCGAACGGGCGGGACGAUGGGGACCCACUGCCCACCACCAUGAGGACGAACAGCAGCAGAUACCUGCCAGAAAUCCCACUGGAGCAGCUGUACUCUCCAGCACCCACCAUCAAGACCAGAGCCAGUGGCGGUGGCUGCCCAGAGCAUGUCACACCGGUGUCGGCCAAGGAUGGGCAGCUGCUCUCCUCUGUCAUGCGGACCCUCACCACACAGAGAAGAGAUACUUUAAACAAGAAUAUCGAAGUGCCUGCAACCAUCAGCCAGCAGCUUGGUGUACCAACUGCAGAACAAAGUUCGCAAGCUACAGAUGUGUCCCAGUUGUUAAUUUGUGACAUGCAGAGAGAGAGGGUAGAUCACAACAAUUUUCCCUCCUGCUUCAGCAGCCCCUUUAAUGACCAGCCGAUAUGCAGGAUCUGCCAUGAGGACAGCAGCCAGGAAGACCUGCUUUCCCCUUGCAAAUGUACAGGAACACUGGGGACCAUUCACCGCAGCUGCCUGGAACGCUGGCUGACCUCUUCAAACACCAGCUACUGUGAACUCUGCCACUUCAGGUUUGCAGUGGAGCGCAAAUACAGGCCAUUGGCGGAGUGGCUGAGGAACCCAGGCCCCCAGCAUGAGAAACGGACUCUCUUUGGAGACCUGCUGUGCUUCUUUUUUAUCACUCCACUGGCGAGCAUCUCUGGCUGGUUGUGUCUGAGAGGAGCAGUGAACCAUCUGCACUUUAGUAGCAGACUAGAAGCUGUUGGCCUUAUUGCACUUACUGUCGCACUCUUCACUAUUUACCUAUUUUGGACUCUAGUAUCCUUUAGGUAUCACUGUAAGUUAUACAGUGAAUGGCGUCGGACCAAUCAGCGUGUGAUACUCCUACUGCCGAAUUCUGCCAACAUUCCCUCCAGCCAGCAGUCUCUGCUGGGCCUGCAGUCCAUCAAGAGGAACUCAAAGGAGACAAUAGUUUGAUUUGGGCAGUUAUGCAUAGGGGCCAUGCACUAAAAAUACAUCCGUCAAACUCACUGGCAUCAGGCACUGUCCAGAACACUGAAGUGUGCUACUUUGAUUUACCAACUCUUUGCAGAGGAAUAAGUCACUGUUUGUUUGAAUUUAAAUCGUGGAUGCUGCAAUCACAUGAUUUUUGCUAAGCUGCCAAACUUUCUUAUUUAGCAGAUACU